Molecule: messenger RNA, 822 nt
Organism: Cucumis melo (muskmelon)
Lineage: Eukaryota; Viridiplantae; Streptophyta; Magnoliopsida; Cucurbitales; Cucurbitaceae
Exons: 3
Coding region: 178-822 (214 amino acids)
Source: RefSeq, a predicted model, not a curated record
UCGUCAUCAUCUUCGAUCCAAACCCAAAUACAUCACAAACUUUUAUCUCACUUUCCCUCUACAUAAAGUCGUCUUUCUCGAAGAUCUCAAAACAAAUUUCACUGCAAAUUUCAUGCCUUUUUCUUCUAUAUCUUCCACCAUCAAGAGAACAGGAAGAGUGAAUUUGGAACUCCUAACAUGUUGGCUUCCGAAGGAGGUGUUUACUUCGGCACUGAUGAUUUCCUAUUAGAUCCAAGUUUAAGCGCGAAUGAAGAUGAGGAAUCGAGCGAGCUGUUCGAGAUUGAGCUAGGGAUUGAGGCACGAUCCAAUCGUAAACAGGAGGAUGAAUGCGCGGAAAGUUGGUUCUCCUUUGAUUUCCGCAAAUCAAACCAUUGCGUUUACGUUGGGAUUAGCGAUAACUUCGAUUCCAGUAUGGACGCCUUGCAAUGGACUCUCCAUUUCGCAGUUUUACCCUCCACUAUCGUUUAUCUCUUUCACGUCUUCCCCGAGAUUCGCUUCAUUCCCAGCCCAUUGGGAAUGCUUCCGAGGAGCCAGGUUAGUCCUAAGCUAGUGGAAAAGUUCAGGACUGAAGAGAGAGCAAAAAGGAGGAUGUUUCUUCAAAAGUUUGUUGAUAAAUGUUCGGCUGUUCAGGUCAGUGUGGAGGUUGUGAUGAUUGAGAGUGAUAUGGUGUCAAGGGCAAUCCUUGAUCUUAUCGCUCUUUUCCAAAUAAAGAAACUCAUACUAGGGAGCUCCAAACCCAGGUCUCUCUCUCUCUCUCUAGACAAACUUACUGAUCUUCAGUUCAAAACUCAAAUGUGCAAAUGUCUUAAAUCUCCGGGCUGA